Molecule: messenger RNA, 3636 nt
Organism: Prosopis cineraria
Lineage: Eukaryota; Viridiplantae; Streptophyta; Magnoliopsida; Fabales; Fabaceae
Product: filament-like plant protein 7
Exons: 6
Coding region: 1-3546 (1181 amino acids)
Source: RefSeq, a predicted model, not a curated record
AUGGUAAUUGUGGUGCCCGGUACGCUUCACGUUUCCACUCGAUUCAUUUACCUGCAACUCUGCUUCCUUAAGAGAUCAAGCACCAAUCCGUACCUUCUCAUUUCGCUUCUGUUUCUUAUUUUAAGCAUUUUCUUUUUCUCCUUUUUCUUUUGUGAAUUUUUCAGGCAGCACGGAGUUGAAUCUCUUGGCAUUGGAGCCCCUCCUCUUUCUUCCUUGGGUGUUCAUGCACAAGCUGGGCCUUCCUCUUCAUGGUCAGAGGCUUUCUGUUCAUCUGAGGUCUUCCUGGCCGUUAUGGAUCACAAGACAUGGCUUUGGAGGAAAAAGUCCUCGGAGAAGCCCACCAUUGCUUGUGACAAAGCACAUCUCACCGUGAAAGAAAAUGAAGCGGUAAAGGAGCUUCUAGCUGAUAAAGAAGAGUUGGAGACAGACUUGAAAAUUCUGAAUGACAAGCUUUCUUUGGCUCUUUCUGACUGUAAUGCUAAAGAUGAACUGGUGAAGAAGCAGACGAAAAUUGCACAGGAAGCAGUGGCAGGUUGGGAGAAAGCUGAAGCUGAAGCUUUGUCUCUAAAGCAAGAUCUUGAGGAAGCUCUGCAGCAGAAGCUGUUUUAUGAAGAAAGAAUGACCCAUUUGGAUGGAGCCCUGAAAGAAUGUAUGCAACAAUUACGUUUUGUACGAGAAGAACAGGAGAAAAGGAUUCAUGAUGUCAUGACAAAGGCUUCAAAAGAAUUUGAAAAAGCACGUAUGGUUUUUGAGAAGCAGCUGACAGAGACCAGUAAAAAGCUUGCAAAAGCUGGGGCUGAAAAUGCUCAUUUUAGCAAAGCUAUUCUUGAUGACCAAAUUUUGAUUGAAGGUUUUAAAAGACAAUUGACUCAAGCUGAGGCAGAUUAUACUGCACUCAUGGCAAGAUUAGAAUCCACCGAGAAAGACAACACCUCGCUGAAAUAUGAGGUUCGGGUGCUUGAAAAGGAGGUUGAGAUUCGAAAUGAGGAGAGAGAAUUCAAUCGUCGAACAGCUGAUGCAUCUCACAAGCAGCACUUGGAGAGUGCAAAGAAGAUUGCCAAGUUAGAGUCAGAAUGUCAGAGGCUGCGCCUCCUCGUUCGCAAACGAUUACCUGGUCCUGCUGCCCUAGUGAAAAUGAAGAAUGAAGUUGAAAUGUUGGGUAGGGACUCGGUUGAAAUGAGGAGAAAAAGGUCAAACUCAAUCAGUUUCAUUGAUGAAUCUUCAGUUGACAAUUCUCCCGAAACUACCAUGAAAAGAAUCAAUAUAUUGAACGAGCAGCUAUGUUCUCUGGAAGAAGAAAACAAGACUUUACGAGAAUCCCUUAAUAGGAAAACAAAUGAGCUUCAAUUUUCAAGAACAAUGCUUGCUCGAACAGCUUUCAAACUGUCACAGGUUGAAUUACAGGUUGAAGAAUCAUCCAAAGGUCAAGCAGUCGGGGAGCAGCCUAGUAGUCUCCCACCACAUGAAUUUUCUUUGGCAUCAAUGUCUGACAUUGGCAGUGAUGAUAAGGCUAGUUGUGCUGAAUCCUGGGCUUCUGCUUUGAUUUCAGAACUGGAGCAGUUCAGAAGUGGAAAGCAAAAUUAUUUCAAGUCAAGCAAAAAUAUUGGAUCUUCAGACAUAAAGCUUAUGGAUGACUUUGUUGAAAUGGAAAAAUUAGCAGUGGUCUCUGUUGAAAAAGCCCCUGAAAUUUCACAUACUUCUUCAGAAUCAGCUAAUGGAAUCAAUGGUUCUUUAGACACUGGGCCGAAUGAGAUAACCUCUCCAGUAGUGAGUAAGGAGAUCAUUCCUGUGUCUGAAUCAUCCAGCUCCAAUGACAUGUCAAAUGGUAAGAUUCCUUUCUGGCUUCAGGAUGUACUCAAGGUAAUCUCAGAACAAGGCCGCAUCACUCAUAGAAAUCCUGAUUCAAUACUUGAGGAUAUCAGAGUGGCUAUAAGUCAUAUGGAUUAUACAGACCUUGAUGAGCCUGAUUCAAGCAAAGGCUCAGGACAUGUUGAUGCGUCAAAUUCUCCCCAUUCUAGUCACUGCAUCCCUUCAAAUAAUUCCUUGCUGUUAAAUCCAUCCACUGGGAUAACCGAUGCUGCUGUGUCAUCAGCAAAGCAAAGCAAACAACAACAACCUCAGACAGAUAUGAGUAAAUCUAUAGGCAAGAUUAUUGAGAUCAUUGAAGGGAUCAACAAGCCUGCGGCAGAAUAUGAUAAUUCUGAUCCCAUUUGCAAGAGAGAUGGGAAUGCCGUUUCACACAAGAAUUUAGGAGUGCCAAACGGCUACAUGGUGCGUGUUUUCCAGUGGAAAACAUCUGAACUAAGUAAUAUUUUACACCAAUUUCUCCAAGUUUGUUAUGAUUUACUGAAUGGUGAGGCGGAUCACGAAAAAUUUGCCAGAGAACUAACAAUAGCUUUGGAUUGGAUUAUCAAUCACUGCUUUUCAAUUCAGGAUGUUUCUAGCAUGAAGGAUGCCAUUAAAAAACAAUGCGAUUGGGAGGAAACGCAAAGUGAAAGUGAACCAGAGAUUGGGAUGAUGAGUCAUCUUGCAGAGGCAGAUAAGUUGCUUCUUUCCCAAGAACAGUUGCCAUGUUUUCCAACCGUAUUUGAUGUGGACGGCCAUGAGCUCGAGACCAAACAGCUACAAUAUGAUAAAGAAAAAAUUGAAAAUGCUAACAAUAAAGUGAUCUUUGCUGAAAUGAAAAUGGAAACAUUUGAAGAUGGACUUCAACCAGCUGCUGAUAUGACUAAAUCCUCAAGGAGUCAACAUCAGGAGUCAGAGAAAAUUACUUCAUCAGAAUUACAAACCAUAAAAAAUUCCAAUGGAGAACUUCCAGAGCAAACACAAAAUCAAGAACUGAUAAAUUCAAAUCUUGAUGUCCAACUUGCAGAAGAUGAAAUAAAAGAGGCUCGUCACAAAGUUUUGUCAUUGGAAAUGGAAUUGGAGAACAAAAACCAUUGUUGUGAAGAACUAGAGGGCAGAUGUCUUGAACUACAGCUUCUGCUUGAAAGCAUGAAAAAGGAGUCCCCCAAUCAUGCUAUUGAUCAAAAAGAGAAGCCAUUGCGAACUGACUGGGAGAUAACAGCGGCUUCGGAAAAGUUGGCUGAGUGCCAAGAAACCAUCCUUAACCUUGGGAAGCAACUGAAGGCGCUGUCUGAUACGAAAGAUGCAUCCCUUUUUGACAAGGUCAUUGCCACCAACAGUAAUGCAAUUACCAACACGACCUCCAGCACUGUAAAUGUCAGUUCAAGCCCUGUCCCUUCGCAAGACGCAAGGGUGAAACGUCGGUCUUCUCUGCUCGAUCAGAUGCUGGCUGAAGAUUACACUAAAGCCGAUAUUAUGAAUCCUGCAAAAGCUGGAGAUAGCAAUAACAUUUCUACGGUGGUUACGGAGCCACUAGAACAAAUCCUAGUUCUGAAUGGAACAAAAGACCAGGAUGACACUGCUGCGCAAAAAUCUUUGGCCAUUGCCAAGAGACGGGGAGGAGGAAGCUUGUGGAAAAAGCUUUUGUGUAGAAGGAAAAUAGGCGCAAACAAGAAAACACCCGGUCCUCUUGCCACUUAAUUGUUCUCACAUUAUAAAUUGCAGUAUUGUUCAUAUCAACGAACUUUGCAAUAAUUUUUAUUUGAUUAGAUAACGUUAAAUUCUCUUGAA